AGUGGUGCCCUUCCCUGAGAAAGUGUGGAUUAAACAGCAGCCACAGGCGCUGUGCCCACGUGGGAUGUGUCCCACGUUAGAGCACCGCCCCUCAAUCGCUGGACGCAGCUGCACAGAAACUACUGCCUGUCAGUCUGAGGACGCACUUUACUUUCCACAGCAGUCCCGCAGCUCGAUUAACCGAAGGCACAGGAAGAAAGACGAUCUUGCGCAUAUCAGAAGACGGGGCAUGAUGGUGCGGGCCAAGCUGAGGGUGUAGCCACAUCUGGCAGAGACCGCUGAAGUAAGCAGGCGCCUCAGUACACCAGACCAUCUACUGCAGCUGGGAAGAUGGGAGAGACAGAGGAGGAGAGGGACAAUGUAGGGAAGCUGUUUGAGAACUUCAUCCAGGCCUCGACCUGCAAAGGAGCCCUUCAGGCCUUUAACGUCCUCUGCAGAUGCCACAACCUCGACCCCGCAGAGCACAGCACCUUCUACAACAGUCUGAAGGCGAAGGUUACUUCCUGGAAAGCAAAAGCGCUUUGGAGUAAGCUCGACAAGAGGAUGUCCCAUAAGGAGUACAGAAAAGGCCAAGCCUGUGUGGGCACUAAGUGCCUCAUCAUUGGAGGAGGUCCCUGCGGCCUGCGGACUGCCAUUGAACUUGCCCUACUGGGUGCCAAAGUGGUGGUGAUUGAGAAGAGGGACUCUUUUUCCAGGAACAACGUGCUGCAUCUUUGGCCCUAUACCAUUCAUGACCUGCGGGGACUCGGGGCCAAAAAGUUCUACGGAAAAUUCUGUGCCGGAGCCAUCGACCACAUCAGCAUUCAGCAGCUGCAGUUGAUCCUGCUGAAGGUUGCCCUGAUUGUUGCCGUGGAGUUUCACAUCAAUGUGGAGUUUGUCAACCUGUUGGAACCUCAGGAAAAUGAAGGGGUUGGGUGGAGGGCUGCAAUCCAACCUGCUGAUCACCCCGUGGCUAACUUUGAGUUUGAUGUGGUGGUGGGGGCUGAUGGACGCAGAAAUACCCUGGAAGGUUUCAAAAGGAAGGAGUUCAGGGGUAAACUGGCAAUUGCCAUCACAGCCAACUUCAUCAACAGGAACACCACCGCAGAGGCCAAAGUAGAAGAGAUCAGUGGAGUGGCUUUCAUCUUCAACCAGAAGUUCUUUCUUGACCUCAAAGAAGAGACAGGUAUUGAUCUGGAGAACAUUGUGUACUACAAGGACAACACACAUUACUUUGUCAUGACUGCCAAGAAACAAAGCCUGCUGGACAAGGGAGUCGUCAUCAACGAUUACUCAGACACAGAGAUGCUGCUGAGCGGUGAAAACGUCAACCAGGAAGCUCUUUUGUGCUACGCCCGAGAGGCUGCUGACUUUGGCACCAACUACCAACUUCCCACACUGGACUUUGCCAUGAACCAUUGCGGGCAGCCAGAUGUAGCAAUGUUUGACUUCACUAACAUGUACGCCUCUGAGAACGCUGCUCUGGUCAGGGAGAGAUUUGGACACCAGUUGCUGGUAGCACUGGUUGGCGACAGUCUGCUUGAGCCCUUCUGGCCAAUGGGAACAGGCUGCGCCAGAGGCUUCCUGGCUGCCUUCGACACAGCCUGGAUGGUAAAGAGCUGGGCGCAGGGUCAGCCGGUCCUCGAAGUGCUGGCAGAGAGGGAGAGCAUUUACCGACUACUACCACAGACAACCCCUGAAAACAUUGCCAAAAACUUUGAGCAGUACACCCUAGACCCAGCAACUCGAUACCCCAACCUGAACUCUUCCUGUGUGAGGCCUCACCAGGUGCGUCAUUUGUACAUUAGCGGACAGCUUAACCCGUGCUCUCUCGAGCGUGCCGCUACCAUACGACGGCCUGUCAAUCUCUCCAGACGAGACUCAGAGGUCAGACCAGCGAGGCUUCUCACAUGGUGCCAGAAGCAGACGGAAGGCUACAGGAAUGUGAUAAUCACAGACCUGACGUCUUCUUGGAAAAAUGGCAUCGCCCUCUGUGCCCUCAUCCACAGAUUCAAGCCUCAGCUGAUAGAUUUUGACUCAUUAAAUGAGGAGGACCACGUUGCAAACCUCCAGCUGGCGUUUGACAUCAGUGAGCGGGAAUUUGGGAUUCGUCCAUUCACAUCUGCGAAGGAGCUGAGUGAAGAGGAGGAGCUGGAUAAAACCAAGAUGAUCAACUACCUGUCCAAGUUCUACGAGCUCUUCCGUGGAACGCCUCUACCUGCAUCAGGUUCCAGAGGAGUGGAUGAAAACAAUGAAGAUUAUCCGUCGAAGGAAGUCAAAAGUAAUAAUAAUGUGCUCAAUCUUGCACUGACCAGGAAACGGGUGCCAAAGGAAGAGAAGAAGCCAGACGGUACAGACCCUAUUUACAAAAGAAGGCGGAAGUUCUGCUAUUUGGAGGAGGCCACUAACUUGGCCAGUAAUGGCUCCACAGUACGAGACAGGCCGGAUCCAAAGGAAAAUAAAGUGCGCUCUAUGGCUACGCAGUUGUUGGCCAAGUUUGAAAAUAAACCGAACUACACCAUCCGCAAAACACAGUCAGAUUUGGAGGAGUCCUCAGUCCUCCGUACUCUCGACCUCACUGACGGUCUGCGCGUUAAACUCAGACCUCCGGUCCCACCCAAACCUUCUCCUGUGACACAGUUUGAAGUCAGUAUCAGAAAAGCAGCGCAACAGUUAGUCCGCCUGCCUCCAAAGACUCAGACCCAGCUUCAGCCCCCACAUCCAUUUUCUGUAGUGAAGCUCAGACAUGUCGAUCUAGCGCAUGCUGAGACGAAGCCUCAGCUGGAGGGUGCAGACCCCCCUGUUCCUCCUCCCUCCUGCCAGUCAGCAGUCCAUUUCAUGACAAGAGUCCUCCAUCGGCUCAAGGAGGUGGACGAACACAUCUCCGAGAAAAAAGCUCAGACACAACAGGUUAGAGAGUUUCAUGCAAAGAGUAUAAAGGAAAAAGCCGUCCACCUUAGCGGGUUGUUCUCAGGAAACAGCUCUGAUGUACUUAAGGGCGGCUCAGUACGAAGGGCGUUUCCCCCGUCGGGUGACAAAUGUCACUCGUGUCAGAAGCGUGUUUAUAUGGUGGAGAGGAUCUGCACCGAGGGGCUUUACUUCCACAGGGAGUGUUUCCGCUGUUCGACCUGCAGCUCUGUUCUUCGACAGGGAGCGCAUGCUUUCCACUCUGAAGAGGGGAAACUCUACUGCAAACUGCAUUUUGAUCAGCGGAACAAUGGCACGAGCAUACGGAGGACUUUCUCUCUACCCUCAGUGAGACCUAAUCGUGAUAGCAUUCAGGAGCGACGUCCUGCUGAUGAAGAUAUCACCCCCUCCAGCAGUCCGGCAGACCUGCAGAGUGAACCCGCAGCAGGUACCUUCAGCUCGUUCAUGAGGAAACAGCUGAGCUGGCCUCUGAGUGUGACCCGUGCUGUGUGCAACGCCCCCCGGUAUCUGUCCCAGCGCGCGUGUCAUGCAGCACGGGCCUUCGCCGGCCACCUGAGAGACAACGCACAGGACUAUACGUUGCUGUAUGAGCUACUGAGCAUGAGCUUGCCCCUGCUGUUUGUUUUACAAGAAGUACUGCUGCAGAUGUACACAGAGGCUGUGCCUGAUGGGCCGAGCUCUUUAGAGCCUUUACUGCUGUGGCUGCAGGAACAUAUCAGGCAGAGGAUAAUCUAGACUUUCAGCUGCAAAAAUUUAACCCUCAACAUUAAACCAGAGGCAGAGGAGUUCAUUAGUUGCAGCGUCCUCAGCCUGUUAUCAUUUUGUACAUGUGCACAAGCACCUUCCUGAUGUUUACUUACUUUUUAUGAUGACACUGUAGGUAGAUGUGUGGGUGUGCUGGGUGUGCACCAGCCAAAGAAGACACACUGUAGGCUACUUAUGCAAAUUUUUUUGGUUUACUUUCAGCAGUUUACUUUGGGGCAGUUUGUCAUCCAAAGAAAACUGCAUCAAAUAAUUUUGCAGUGGGUUUGAUGAGUGAACUGUUAUAAUAUAUUGGACACAGGUUAAAGAGUAAAUAGGCAAGUAAAUCAAACAAGCCACGAUCAGAACAUUGGAGCCUUUAGGCUAACUUUUUACAAACUGCCUUGUGAAACUGGCCCUGCAGUUAACUGGGAUUAUGACUGACUAACUUGAUGCACUUUAACUUUGAGAACUGCCAUAUCAAUGUAGCAGCAGACAUUUGUCACAUUUGACAAAAGCCUGUUCUCAUAUUAACAGUGACUGCAAGGCAGGCUUUCAUUUGACUAUGCAUAUGUACUAAAGACAUUUUAAUAUGUAUGCAGGCAUGUCUUUUAACAGUCAUGAAAGCAGUUUUUUUUAUUAUCAUUUUAUAAAACAAACUCUCUGUUUACUCUCAACAACUUUUUUUUUUUUUUUGAUAACACCAAAGGAUAUUUGACACUAUGGACUGUCCUAAAUACUUUUAGGUAUUUAGUUCAACUUUGCUGCCAUCUGCUGUUCACUCAGAACAAAUAUAUAGAAUUGUGGUCAAUUUAUAGCCGUGUGUGGCUCCUUCACAGCCACACACGGCAAUUAAAUUUAAAAUAACCGAACAGGUUAAUAUUUGGUCUAACUGAGAAAAACAGGAAACGCAGGGUCAGCAGCACAGGGUGGCCCCACCGGAACGGAGAGAUUUUCCGUUUUGCUGUAGACAAUAGAAGCGGUGAGCACGCUGUGAUGCGUUUGAAUGUGCUUGCCGCUCUUGCCGUAAUCUGAAAGCACGAUGGUGGACAAUCAACUGUAAACCUCUCUGACUAGAAGCCACAUAGUUGCUUCCUAUUUAGACAAUCUAUUGAUGCUCACGAAGCACUUUAGAGUAUUUUUUAAGGAUUUGAAAAGCGUCUGGCAUUAUUGUAAGCAUUUGAUGACACUAUGUUUGUGUUUUGUUCUCUGCUGCCUUAUAAUUUGUGUUAAAUUACAGAAUCGUGUGAUCUUAUUUUCCGUGCUGUGCAGGUGGAAAACAUGUUUUGUUUUGUUUUUUAAUACCAAAGAACAGUUUUCAAGCAAACUAACUGGACUUGCUUCUGUUUAGCAAGUUGACAGUCAUGCAAACUGUAACGUGCACAACGGUGCCAGCAUUAACUCUGAAUGUCAGUAUUGUGCAUCGAUUUCAUAAACGUUUUCUAUCUUUGUGCA
Oreochromis aureus is the source of this 5103-nucleotide messenger RNA. It is a transcript of the gene mical2a, whose product is annotated as microtubule associated monooxygenase, calponin and LIM domain containing 2a. Bases 331 to 3642 code for a protein of 1103 amino acids. Gene Ontology annotation, molecular function: FAD binding; protein binding. Lineage: Eukaryota; Metazoa; Chordata; Actinopteri; Cichliformes; Cichlidae. The transcript has 22 exons. The record is from RefSeq and is a predicted model, not a curated record.